Molecule: messenger RNA, 1416 nt
Organism: Paramecium sonneborni
Lineage: Eukaryota; Ciliophora; Oligohymenophorea; Peniculida; Parameciidae
Source: the annotation of a GenBank genome assembly
AUGACUGCAUCAAAUCCUAUCUAAUUAAUAUGUUCACACUCUAUGUGUAUGAAAUGUGGUGUCAACAUAUAAAUCUAAGAAAAUACUAGGUAUCUAUUUCAAUUCAUAAAUAGUCAAAUCUAAAAUAAAUUUAGAAUAUAAUGUCCUAAAUGUCGUAAAUUGACUCAUACUUAUGAUAUCAAAAAUUUAUUAAUAGAAAAUAAUGAAUUAUAUCUAAUUACUGAUUCAAGUGAAAUGGAAAAAGAAAUAUUAAAUGAAGUAAGUUUCAUAUUCAAUCUAGAGUCAAUUCUCAUUAUAAAAAAAUUAAUAAGAUGCUAUCUUGGGGAGAAGACAAUCUAAUGCAUAUUAAAUUUCAGAAUUAUCAUAACCAAUUAAUAAAAAUGCAUAAAAAAUAGGUGAAAUAUUAACUGUAUAAACUACACAUAACAAUCCCUAAAAUGCCUUUAAUCAUACCUAAUUUAAUAAAAAGAAACCAAAUAUAGGAACUGACAGAAUCUCUCCUACUAAAUAGUUAUCUAAACCAAUCUAAUCAAAUCAUUAAAAAAAGUAAUCUUAUUAAAUUCCUUAAUAAGAAGUUCCUAUUGAAUGUAUUUAAUUUAAUAUUUUCAAGGCAAGGCUAAAACCUAAGCAAAUACAUCAAAUAUUUAAUAAAAUAAAAUUAAUGAUUUCUUUAAACCCAAUUCAAAUACACCUGUUGCUACACCAACUACUAUUACAUAAUAAUUGCUCUUUUAAUAAACUGAUAAUAAAAAACCUAUCUAAUAAUAAGUCAUCUAAUAAUCAACUUUAUAUUAAUAACAAUAAUAACAAUAUUAAUAAUAAUUAUAAUAGUAAAGUAAAACUGAUAAAGUAUAUGAAAAUAAACAAUAUUAUCCAGAAGAAAAGAAAUUAUCAACUCCUAAAUAUAGUGAAAUGAUUAAAGAAAAAGAGAAUCAAUUUUUAAAAGAGAUCUCUAAAGAUAGUUCAAAUACAUCUAAAGAAAUAUCUGAUAAUUCUAGACAUAAAAGAAGUUCUACUGGUCUUAUUUAAGAAACAGAAGAAUAAGCAUCUGUCUAAAUAAUUUAAUCAUACUUUAAAAUGGUUUAAAAAAAUGUUUUAAAACUAGAAAAGGAUGUAGUUGCAGCUGUAAAUAAUAAAUAAGUAGAUCCUUAAAGUAUCUACUAAAAACUUAAAUUAUUAACUACAAGAAUUGGUGAUAAUGAAGGAGAACUCAUUUAAUCAGUAAAAGUCAUGCAAAAAUUACAUUAAGAAAUUAUAGGACUUUCGACUCCCUCCUAACAUAGAAAAACUAGUUCUCACUAAAAUACAAGUCAUAGAUAUACUAAUACAAGUAGUUAUGUGAAAAAUAUUGAAAAAAGUGAUUAAAGUAUUGGAGCCAUGCCUUAAGAAUUAAAAAUAUAUAAAAAGUUUUUAUGA